Molecule: messenger RNA, 2039 nt
Organism: Leopardus geoffroyi (Geoffroy's cat)
Lineage: Eukaryota; Metazoa; Chordata; Mammalia; Carnivora; Felidae
Product: olfactory receptor 6C1-like
Exons: 4
Coding region: 746-1693 (315 amino acids)
Biological process (GO): G protein-coupled receptor signaling pathway
Cellular component (GO): membrane
Molecular function (GO): olfactory receptor activity; G protein-coupled receptor activity
Source: RefSeq, a predicted model, not a curated record
AGGGCGCACCAUCGGCUUUUCUGACCCAGGGCACCUGAGAGCAGGAGGGGUUUCUAUUGCUCCCAGAGGACUCAGGGCCUCUGCCGCUGCCUCAGUACAGAGAGCAGAGCUGCAUUUCCAGCAGGUUCUGCCGCCCGCCCCAGGGGAGACGUUGGGAGCUUAGCAGAAACUUAGCAUAUCCUGAGUCAUCAGAGAGAAGCUGCCUUGUUGUACUGAGUCCUGAGGAGGGGGCGCUGGGUGGCUUCCCUGGACAAGCUGGUUGCUGAGCUGCACAGGCCUUUGCAUUUUCUGAGCUGUUCCCGUGUUUCAUUCCUCCCGUUCCCGGACAGUAUUUGAAAAUGACGUAUUUUACUAAAGGACUGGUGGAUUGCGGAGUCCCACGACAUCACCUCAUAGAUGCAGUCGAUGGUUUGUUCCAGAUUCAGGCUUGUUUCCGGGAAGAAACCCUGACAGAAAUUCAGAAGAACGGGAGCUGCAUUCAAUUAGGAUGUGGAUACAUGAAAUGCUCGUCUCAGGACCUUCUAGAAGAAUGAGCUGGGACCCGUGUUCCGAGUCCUGCUGGAACCAGAGAUCGAGGGAGAAAAGUAUAUCAAUGUAUCCAAGAUAUGGGUAAAGAUCAUAUGUGACUGUGAAUGCCCUAAAGGAGAAGAAAAAGUAAGAUUAUUACAACAAAUACACAAAUAAAACCGCAGGUAUUCUGGAGUGGAAAAAGUGAGGGUGGAUGAUUAUAUAAGAGAAGAAAAAUAUGAGAAACCACACAGAAAUAACAGAGUUUAUCCUCCUGGGAUUGUCAGAUGACCCACAGCUUCAGGUGGUGAUCUUUGUCUCUCUGCUCAUCACCUACAUGCUCAGCAUCACUGGCAACCUGACCAUUAUCACCCUUACCCUGCUGGAUUCCCACCUCCAGACCCCCAUGUAUUUCUUCCUCAGAAACUUCUCCUUAUUAGAGGUUUCAUUCACAACUGUCAGCAUACCCAAGUUCCUGGGCACCAUGAUGACUGGAGAUAAAACCAUUUCCUUUAAUGACUGCAUUGCUCAGCUAUUUUUUUACAUUCUCUUGGGAGUCACUGAAUUUUACCUUUUGGCCGCCAUGUCUUAUGACCGUUACAUUGCCAUCUGCAAACCUCUGCAUUACACGACCAUCAUGAAUCACAGAGUCUGCAUACUCCUUGUCUUUGCUUCAUGGCUGGCUUCAUUCUUAAUCAUAUUCCCGUCACUUAUGCUGUUCAUACAACUUGAUUACUGUAAGUCCAAUGUUAUAGACCAUUUUACCUGUGAUUAUUUCCCCUUACUACACCUUUCUUGUUCAGACACAAAAUUCCUAGAGAUUGUGGGUUUUUCCUGCACUGUGUUUACUCUAAUGUUCACUUUGGCGUUAAUAGUUCUGUCCUAUAUAUAUAUCAUCAGAACAAUUUUGAGGAUUCCUUCUGCUAGUCAGAGGACAAAGGCCUUUUCCACCUGUUCUUCUCACAUGAUCGUCAUCUCCAUCUCCUAUGGCAGCUGCAUUUUCAUGUAUAUUAAUCCAUCAGCAAAAGACAGAGUGUCCCUGAGCAAGGGAGUUGCUGUGCUCAACACCUCAGUGGCCCCCAUGCUGAACCCCUUUAUUUACAGCCUAAGGAAUCAGCAAGUCAAGCAAGCCUUCAUGGACAGGGCAAAAAAGAUUGUAUCUUUCUCAAAAAAAAUGAAGAAAUAAAAGUGCUAUUAUAAUUAAAGGCACAUGAUGAGCAAUUAAACAAAAGUGGGGCCCUUCCAAAGUUUAUUAAUAUCUACACAGCCUCAAUGGAGUUAUUUUUUCUUAAUUAAACUUUUAUUGCCAGCAGUUUACUGAGGAGACAUAUAUAUAUAUACGUGUUUUUUCUAUUUAAAUUCCAAUCCAUCUCUCAUGCAUUUCCCUUCCUUUGAGCUAGUCUUCCCACUCUGUAACCAUGAGACUGGCCUCAUUUCUUAUAAAUAUUUUUAAAUACCAAUUCUUUCAAAAUCAUACAUAGAAAAUCAAAGAAAUGCAAAAAGAGACCCAAGAUCAAUGAGUUAAAAUUGUU